Messenger RNA from Lonchura striata (white-rumped munia), 1749 nucleotides. Its product is annotated as selenoprotein Pb-like. Lineage: Eukaryota; Metazoa; Chordata; Aves; Passeriformes; Estrildidae. Gene Ontology annotation, molecular function: selenium binding. The record is from RefSeq and is a predicted model, not a curated record. Gene Ontology annotation, cellular component: extracellular region. Gene Ontology annotation, biological process: selenium compound metabolic process.
GGAGAUAAAAGGGAGACCAGGGCCAGCUGGAAGUUGCUGAAAGCUGCCGGGGCCCGGAGCGAGGGAGGACGGCAGCGAGGAGAAGGCCAGGGUCCAGGAUGGGGCUGCUGGUGCUGGCCCUGGCCACCUGGCUGGGGCUGGGGCUGGCCUCGGCCUCUGAGGAGAUGGCCAACAGCAGCCGGAUCUGCCAGGAGGCGCCGGCAUGGACCAUCAAUGGCUCGAGCCCCAUGGAGGGGGCGGCAGGGCAGGUGACGGUGGUGGCCCUGCUGAAGGCCAGCUGACAGUUCUGCCUGAGGCAGGCCCACAGCCUCGGGGGCCUGCGGGAGCGGCUGGCCCGGCAGGGCACGGCCGAUGUCCGCUACAUGAUCGUCAACGAGAAGGCGCCGCUGUCCCGCGCCAUGCUGCCCGAGCUGCAGCGCCAUGCCCCGCCCGGCGUCCCCGUCUUCCAGCCCGAGCGGGAGGACCCUGACGUCUGGCAGGUCCUGGGGGGUGACAAGGACGACUUCCUUGUUUAUGACCGGUGUGGCCGCCUGGCUUUCCACAUCCAGUUGCCCUUCAGCUUCCUCCACUUCCCCUAUGUGGAGGCAGCCAUCCGCUCCAGCCACAUCAAGGACUUCUGUGGCAACUGCUCCCUGUACCCCAACACUACCCAGGAGGCUAACAGCACCAUGGAGGGCUUUGCAACCCCGAGCUCCCUUCCUGAACAUGAGGGGAUGGAGUCAGAGACCCCUGUCCACCAGCACAAGCCCCUCCAUCCUCAUCGCCACCACGAGGUCAACAGCGAGAGGGACACAAACCCAAGUGAGGACCACAAACCUGCUACCCAUGCUCACCACCACCAUGGAGACCAUGGCCAGCUCCAUCACAAAGGGAGGAAGCAGAAGGAGGGGGAUGAGCAUUAAACCAGGCUGGGCAGCCUUGCAGAACCCAGUAGUGUGCAGAUGACCCCAGCUCACUUCACAGAGGCAUGGAAGGACUUGCUUUGGGCUGCUGGUCACCAGCAGCACUGGUUUAACAACUUCCUCCAGCAUACCUCAUGUGGGCUGUCCUCCUACGCUGUGAUAGGGAUGGAAAUUCCCCUUGGACCCUGCUCAGUGCUGCGUUUUCAGCCCCAGGGCUCAGUUCUGAGCCUUCAUCUGCCACUGCCUGCCUUUCUGUGCUCAAUGAAGCCCGCUGUGCAAACCAGGAGGUCCCUGGUCACUGCUGGCUGACACCGCACAGAGAAGCGGGGCGGGGCUGGAGGGGCCAGAGCUGGGAUGGGAGCAGCGCUGCCGGCAUCCUCUGCCAGAGCUGGGAUGGGAGCAGCGCUGCCGGCAUCCUCUGCCAGAGCUGGGAUGGGAGCAGCGCUGCCGGCACCCUCUGCCAGAGCUGGGAUGGGAGCAGCGCUGCCGGCACCCUCUGCCCAUCCAGACACCCCUGGGUUUGCUGGAAUCCCCGAGUUUCCUGGCCAGGGAGCGAGGGGAGGGACAGCGUGUGCCCGGCAGGACGCGGUCCGGGGGACUGAGGGCACGAAGAGCGGUGGGAUGUGGCAGCUCGCCAUGGUCCAAGCUGUAGCCCCGUGUCUGACCGUGCGCUCGGGUGUGUGCAGCGGUGCUGGUGGCCGCAAGAUGGUGGCCUUGUCCCCUCCUGGAGACCCAGGGCCGAAGCAAUGGCACCGCUCGGGGAGGGCUGGGUGACCGCGCUGAGGGGUGAGCGGGGCGGGAGGGCAGCGCGGACAUCCGGAGUGCGAAUAAAACCUCUGUGAAGUGA